CCUCCAUCCAAGUAUCCAACGAAGAACCGUCGAAAUUAAAUAAAAUUAGCUCCUUUCAGUCCUUCGCAAUCCUUUUCAUUCACGGGUCAAAAGGAAUUUUGGACACAAAGACACAAACCAAAAACUAUGUCAUAAAUCCUUGACUUCCUCCACUCAAAGUAAAGAUAAAUUGAUAAAAUAUUCACAAAAUUCUGCCCAUUAACUCCUUUAUACCGGCAUCCACGUUCAUCAACACUCUCUUCCUUCAAUCAAUCAACCAAAUCCAAAAAGAAGAAGAAACAACCCACAAAAAUGUGUACAUAUUUUGAGAUUUAGAAAUGUGGGUAAUGAAGGUUUACCAGAAAUAGCAGAGAAAUUAAGAGUCGUUGGACAUUUUUUUGAUGCUUGUUCACAAUGCUUAUUAGCCGUCUGCUUGUUCUUUUGCUCCUCAUCUUCCUUUCUACUUGUUCAAUUUCUCAAGCAAAAGGGCCAUAUGCUUUGAGAAUAAGCUGUGGAUCAAGGAGGGACGUCCGCUCUCCGCCAACUAAUACACUGUGGUACAAAGAUUUUGCCUAUACGGGAGGAAUACCUGCCAACGCUACACGGACUAGUUUUAUUACCCCUCCACUAUCCACCCUUCGUUAUUUCCCUUUAUCCGAGGGCCCAGAAAACUGUUACAAUAUUAAUCGCGUGCCUAGUGGACAUUAUCUUGUGAGGAUAUUUUAUGGUUUGGUAGAUGAUCCGAACUUUGACAACGAGCCUUUGUUUGAUGUUUCUGUAGAGGGAACUCUGGUGGAUUCUUUGAGCGCUGGAUGGAGUAAUCAUGAUGAUGAGCGUUCGUUUACUGAAACCAUUGUCUUUCUUACUGAUGGUACUGUAUCUCUUUGUUUCCACAGUACGGGUCAUGGUAAUCCAGCAAUUCUCUCUAUUGAAAUCCAACAGGUGAAUGACAAUGCUUACAAUUUUGGCGCACAAUUUGGCAAAGGAUCAAUUCUAAAAACAGUCAACAGGUUUAGCAGUGGGCAAGGGAGGGCAAAGUUUGGUGAAGACUAUGGGGGUGACCCGUGGGGUGGGGAUAGGUUUUGGAAUGCACUGCCAACUUUUGGCCAAAGUUCUGAUAAGCCUAUAUCUAUCGAGAGUCGUAUCAAGAAAAGUUCAAUUGCUCCAAACUUUUAUCCACAAGGUCUUUACCAAUCAGCUUUAGUUAGCACUGAUGUUGAUCCUGAGUUAACUUAUACAAUGGAUGUGGAGCCUAAUAGUAAUUACUCCAUUUGGUUACAUUUUGCUGAGAUUGAUCCUUCCAUCACCAAAGCAGGACAAAGGGUCUUUCAUAUUUUGAUAAAUGGUGAUGUUGCAUUCAAAGCAGUAGAUGUUGUUAAAAUGAGUGGGGAUGUGAAAACUGCAUUAGUAUUGAAUACAACUGUUCCAAUCGAUGGUCGGACUUUGACAAUCAUUUUGAAGCCCAUCAAUGGAAGUCAUGCGAUAAUCAGUGCCAUUGAAGUUUUCCUGGUUCUUGCAGCUGAAGCAAAAACUUCAAGUGCUGAAGUUAGUGCUUUGCAAUCACUUAAAAAGGCAAUGCAACUUCCUCGUCGUCUUGGGUGGAAUGGUGAUCCAUGUGUCCCACAGCAACAUCCGUGGAGUGGAGCAGAUUGCCGUUAUGAUAGUGCUAAAAAAAGAUGGUACAUUGACGGACUUGGUCUUGACAAUCAGGGUUUGCAUGGUUUCCUCCCUCGAGAUAUAUCAAAGCUGAGUCAUCUGCAGAGCAUUAACCUUAGUGGAAACAGCAUUCAUGGAUCUAUUCCGUCAAGCCUGGGGUCCAUUACCACCUUGGAAAUUUUGGAUGUUUCUUACAAUUUUCUGAACGGCUCGAUUCCAGACACUCUUGGACAGUUACAUUCAUUACAAAUACUAAAUCUCAAUGGAAACAAGCUGUCAGGAAGAGUUCCAGCUGCUCUUGGUGAAAGAUUGUUACACAGAGCCAGCUUCAAUUUUACUGAUAAUGCAGGACUUUGUGGUAUACCAGGCCUGCGUACAUGUGGGCCUCAUCUUUCUCCUGGCGCUAAAGUAGGCAUUGCCCUUGCUGUGUUCAUAGCAUUACUUUUGAUUGUUGGAUGUUCAAUCAUUUGGUGGAAAAGGCGGCAGAAUAUCCUCAGGGCUCAGAAAUUGGCUGCUAGAGAAGCACCCUAUGCAAAGAAGCGAACCCAAUUUUCGCGGGAUGUGCAAAUGACAAUACAUAAUCAAAGUUCUAGGACUGCUUCUGAGAAUGGCCCUAUAUUGUUAUCUUGAAUAGCAGGGUAGCAGUGUUCCUGGACCUGAUACAGGUAAUUUAUCCAUUCUUCUGCAAAGAAAUUCAGAGAUAUGAAGCGGCAGCUUUGUUGUUCCGAUAAAACCGGCAGCCAUAUUUUUCGAAGCAGCUCUGCUCUGAGAACCUUUCAACUGGGAGAGCUUAUCGAGAAAUAUCGAUAUCUGGUGAACAUUGUAAAUUUGGAGCAUCUUGUAUAUUUCUUCAUUUCAUUCUUCCCAUGGUUUUUGGCAGAGCAAGUGUAACACUAUAGAAAAUGUGAUAGGUAUAGCAAUCUUCAGAAAGAAAAUAGUUGGAGACGGGACGGGACGUUACGUUCGUUCCUCUCGAGCUAAAGUUCUUGAAGUGUCAUUCGAUACGAAAUAGAUCGGCUUUACGGAGCAGGAACGUGUAGUAGUACUUUCCUUGUAUAAUUCACAGCCUCAAGGGAAGAUUUUGAUGAUUGUUUUGUAGGAUAGUUUAAAAAUAAACAUGUUCUCAUAGUCUAUAAUUGUAGGAUCAAAGCCCUUCAAGAAAUUUUGAUGAGUUAAUUGCUUACACAACUGCAGUAAGAUCGAUCAAUUUGUUUCGGGUCA
This is a messenger RNA of Spinacia oleracea (spinach), 2856 nucleotides long. RefSeq names its product receptor-like protein 4. Bases 394 to 2265 code for a protein of 623 amino acids. The record is from RefSeq and is a predicted model, not a curated record. Gene Ontology annotation, molecular function: protein binding. The transcript has 9 exons. Lineage: Eukaryota; Viridiplantae; Streptophyta; Magnoliopsida; Caryophyllales; Amaranthaceae.